This is a messenger RNA of Macrosiphum euphorbiae (potato aphid), 720 nucleotides long. NCBI's taxonomy places the organism in Eukaryota, Metazoa, Arthropoda, Insecta, Hemiptera, Aphididae. The record is from the annotation of a GenBank genome assembly.
AUGAAUAAGGGCAUAGCAAAUUUGAUAUGCAAAGUAUACGGCGAUACCAGACCAAAACUUGCAUUACAAGAAAUAAACGUGGGAAACACCAUACCUAUAAACAGCAAUAAUAAAACUUUAUAUCAUUUAAUAACAAAAGUGUUACACUAUCAUAAGCCCAAAUAUGAAGACCUAAAAUCUUCAAUUCACAACCUAAAACUUGAAGCCAUAAAACUAAAUAUUUCAAAAAUUGCAAUGCCUACGUUAGCGUCGGGGCUAGACAAACUAAAUUGGUCCGUUGUAAAACAAUUAUUAUAUUCAGAAUUUCAAAACACUAACAUCGAAAUACAUAUAUACCAUAAAAAUGACAAAAACAUAUCACAAAAUUGGAAAUCAAAAGAACACCCUGAUACAAUAAGUAAUAUUCAUAAUUUUCUCGACAAUAGUAAUGAUAAAAACGAAACAAAAAUAAAAGUCACACAACCCGAACACAACGAUCAAGCCUAUAACAUAUUCACUACUUUCAAACCAGGAGAAAACGUACUCAGUGAUGGGAAUUGUGGGAUAUACGCCGUCUGCAAUGCUUUAAAUGACCAUAAAAUUAAUAAAAUAACUUCAAUAUUAGAGAUACUACAAUUAUUAGAUCUAAACGAAUUACCAGAUUAUUGGUGGUCAGAUGAGGAUUUAGCCGCGAUUGCACAUUAUUGCGAUCAUGAUACUUACAAUUUACAUAUACAAUGA